GGAUCCGAAGAUGGCGUCGUUUCGCUGCCGGCGAGACCCGUGCGGUUUCAUUUGUCUUAUUUUGACAUAUUUUAGCGUAUUUUACGCCGACUACGUGGUUAUUCAGUACGUGCUGAUCCCCGCCUACUCCGGAAGUGUAUGGUGCACUCUUCAUGGAUCAAUAUUUAAUAUUAUAUUGUUACUGCUUCUGGCAUGUCAUUCAAAAGCAGUCUUCUCUGACCCAGGUAUGGUGCCUCUCCCUGAGACAGCCAUCGACUUUUCAGACCUGAGGUCUCAAUCCAACCGUAUGAAUGACAGGGGCUGCGAGGGCUGGACCGUAUGUAGUCGCUGUGAAACAUAUCGGCCCCCCCGUGCACAUCACUGCCGAGUGUGUCAGCGUUGCAUCAGACGCAUGGACCACCACUGCCCAUGGAUUAAUAACUGUGUUGGGGAGCUCAACCAGAAAUAUUUCAUCCAGUUCCUCUUCUAUACUGGCAUGGCCAGUCUGUACUCCAUGGCACUAGUGGUGUCUGCAUGGGUGUGGAGGAUACGGAGUGAAAGAGAAGGGGAUGGAGAAAAGGAAGGAGAUGAAUCUCCCAGCAAGCAUCUCAUAGUGGCACACUACAUCAUUCUGUUAGUGGAGUCCAUUCUGUUUGGUGUUUUCGUCUUGGUGAUAUUUUAUGACCAGCUGGUGUCUAUCAUAACAGAUGAGACACCCAUUGAGCAGAUGAAGAACAGACUGAUGAAGGACAGACCUAGCAGUGGACAGCUGACACACACCACACACACACGAAAGCCCAAAAUUGCACUGCUUCGUGAAGUGUUUGGACGAGGCUCUGUGCUGUGUUGGCUGUUUCCGCUCCACUCCUCUCCUCCUUCUGCUGGAGGAAUAAGUUACUCAGCUGUACCUGACUAUGAUGUCUAGACCUGACCAUCAUUACAGUGUUACAUUACGGUUCAGGUGAUGGACAGCUGACUGUGUUAAUGAGCUCCAGCAAAUUGUUACAAUGAAGAAGGACAGAGGAGCUUAUGAAGGCUGAUGUAUCUUGAAUUCUGGAACUUAUCAUAAUCUGUGUACACGCCACGUAUUCACACAGUGUGCUGAAGUGGUAAGCAGGAAAUGUUGUUUGUGACUUUUUUCUUUCUUUGAGUGUUUCUGCUAACUUGUCUCAUUGGGAUAGUAUUGGCUUGUUUUUGCAUUAUUAAUGCACUAAUUAGCCAUUAAAAAUACAUUGUUUUAUAUGAAUAACAGCUUACCUGGUUAAGGAGUAAGCUAAACCAAACUGGCCAGUUAUGCACAUAGUAGGAUGCCUUAGUCACAGUGAAGUCAUCUGCCACAAUGAGGUCUGGACUUGACGCAGUUUCAGUGUGGAAUCGAGUGGAUUGGUUCUGAUAUCUGACAUAAAUGAAAAAGCCAGUAUCUCAUGUUCCUGUGUUUUACCUGAUUUUGCUACACAGAAAUGACUACCUUAAGAUAUGCAUUGCUUCCCCAAAUACAAAGCAGGCAUAUCUAGUUAGAAGGUAAAUGCUGCUAGGUAAAAGAGCAUGAGAACCGUAAGUAUAGAUGAUAGUGUGUUUUCAUACUUCCACAGAGUAAGCUGUAAUCAUGCACUGAAAUGCAGUAUAAUUGCAGUUGACUGCACAAUCAACUUUAGAGUAGUCAGUCCUAACUGUGCAGUCACUGAAUUGAUGUGCAAUACUUACAACUAUGUGCACUCUGUGCUGGUCCUGGGGGCCUGUGGUACAUUUGGCAGUUCCUGUUGGGCCUUUAACACUAACUUGCUGAAGGCUUCAUACAGUUAGGCACAUACAAACAUACACAUACAGGGUGACAUAUUGUCUGAGUUACAUUGAAGUGGUGUAUUUUUUUUCUUCUUUUUUUCCUCCUCAUGAACAUAUCAUUGUUAUUUAUUCAUACAUUUUCAUUUUGUGAUUUUUUUUUUUUUGUAGUAGUUUUUUGGGUUUUCUGAAUGCAUAGACUUUAUAUUAUAUAUCAUAACUGUAGAUAAAAUAUGUAUUUUAUAAACAUACAUUGCAGAGAAAAUGUUGCAAUAUUUCCAGGGUACAGGCUUCAUUUCAGUUUUCUUUUUUAUUUGUACUGAAUAUGUUUUGCUGCUUGUUGAUAACUUGAGGGAUGUGUGUACAUAGCUAAUAAUGUCUGAUGAUGAUGUUUACAUUGAUAUUUAUUGUAAUUUCUCUGUGAAACUGUCUAAAUGCUGCUCUGACUUGUGAAGUAAAAGACAUCUUUUAACAUGA
This is a messenger RNA of Pygocentrus nattereri (red-bellied piranha), 2235 nucleotides long. Its product is annotated as zf-DHHC domain-containing protein. Gene Ontology annotation, molecular function: palmitoyltransferase activity. The coding region runs from base 11 to 904 and encodes 297 amino acids. The record is from RefSeq and is a predicted model, not a curated record. The transcript has 9 exons. Lineage: Eukaryota; Metazoa; Chordata; Actinopteri; Characiformes; Serrasalmidae.